CUGCCAUUCGCUUUGUAGCCAGGCGGGCACGUCUGAGCUUCGUUGCAAGGUCAAAUUAUCUUCUUCUUAUACGGCGACAAGCUUGCGCGCCGAAUCAUCAGUGAUCGUGAGGCGCACGGAGAGCACAGGGGCCACAUUUACAAGGCACAGCUGCAGCGUGCCAGCACUCGCCAGCCGAGCAUCAUGCGCAGCCUCGUCGGCCUGCUCGCUCUCACGCUCGUCGGCGCGCAAAGUCCGGACGCCGCCGGCGCGCAAAGCUCGGACGCGUUCCCCGCCCGGCUCUCAGGCCUGGCGCCGUCGCCGACGACGCCGAUGGUCGUCUUCCUGGCCGGGUUUCCGGACGACACGCGUUCCUUUGACAGCGUCGCGCCGGCGUUCGAAGGCACGCACGCUGUCCUCAAGCUGGCGCUGCCCGGCUACGAGGGCGCGCCGGUCUCCGAGAAGUGGGGCCUGUCGUUCAAGGUGCUCAUUGAGAAAAUGCACGACGCAGUGGAAGCCCAGCCGCACGGCGACCUGUUUCUCGUGGCACACGAUUGGGGCGCAUAUUUAGGUCUGCUCUACGCGGACAAACACCCGACCGAGGUCGCGAAACUGGCCUUACUGGACAUCGGCCAUCAGAAGAUGAGUGAUAAACAGUCGCUCGCGGAGUACGUGGUAGGACCGACCUACCAGCUCUUCUUGGCCUGGUGCUUUGUGAUGGACGCGAUUGGUCUCCGGCCCGUCGCCUGGCUCGCGAACGCGCUGUUUCCCUGGCAGACCAUCGGGCCAUGCAAUCACGAAACGGUUUUGCCCACCGGCGUUAUGGAGUGGAUGGCCAAGCCGGACUUCCGCACUUGCUACCCUUAUUUCGUACUCUGGACGGACCUUUUGUUGGGCCGGGCCUGGCUGCCGGCGAUGCCAAGCAUGCCGACGCUGUUCAUCUACGGCACGCGGAAGAGGAUGAUGUUCCACACGGACCGCUUCCUCGCCGAGCUCCGCGAGCGGACCGACGGGUCGCGGAGCGUGGCGCUCGACUGUGGCCAUUUCCUCCAGGCGCAGAAGCCUGACGAGGUCGCCGCGGAACUGACGUCAUUCUUCGAGGGCCGCCGCACACGCUCCUUCCAUAUUCCCCACGAGGCCGAGGAGGCGUCGCCCAAGCCCACCGCGGCCCGGGGCGAGCUCUGAUUCGCAAGUGGUGUCAACCAGAAUGCCCCCCGCAAGAGCUCUGAAGGCGACAUGUAUGCUUGUUGACCUGUGUAUGAACUAAGUAUAACG
Messenger RNA from Pelagomonas calceolata, 1254 nucleotides. The record is from the annotation of a GenBank genome assembly. Lineage: Eukaryota; Pelagophyceae; Pelagomonadales; Pelagomonadaceae.